Molecule: messenger RNA, 450 nt
Organism: Cladophialophora immunda
Lineage: Eukaryota; Fungi; Ascomycota; Eurotiomycetes; Chaetothyriales; Herpotrichiellaceae
Exons: 2
Coding region: 61-450 (129 amino acids)
Molecular function (GO): peroxiredoxin activity
Source: RefSeq, a predicted model, not a curated record
CUUAACUUCUCGAAGAAUCGGUCCAGUUUCAUCAAUCACCUAACAAGCUCACGGCCCAUUAUGGCUCCAGCAAAAGACAGCAAGCCAGGGCCUCCACGCUCCGAAAAAUAUCUCUUGGGGGAAAAGAUGGUGGUGGAAUUCCUCGGCAAGCCCUACGAACUUGGAGAGAGCAACAUUUUCUCGGAGACCCUGAGAGAGUACACGUUCGAGCACACCCUGUCCAGUUACGCUCGACCGGGCCUUACGUUUCGAGAGCGGAACUUGCUGAACAUUGCGCUCUUCAUCGCCACCAACCGCGAACACGAGCUGCGCAUCAACCUGCUGUCCACCGCACACAACGGGCUUUCCAAGGAGGAUACGUGCGAGGCCAUUCGCCAUUGCAUGCUUUACACUGGGAUGGCGGCGGGCAGAGAUGCAUUCUUGGUAGCCAGCGAGUUGCUCGGGAAAUGA